AUGCGCAGUUGGGCUGCACUCGGGGGUGGCUUGGGUUUUUCCCACACGGCUGCGUUCCUGCAGCGGCGGCGCACAGCCACGCAGACGCCAACAGAGGACGAAGUGCGCAGCGCAUACGCGGCGCUCGGCGUCGCCACAUCGUCUCCAUUCCAGGAAGUGAAGAAGCGCUACAUUGAGCUUGCGAAGCAGCAUCACCCUGACGUAAGCGGCGGGAGUGCCAACGACGCGUCGCAGCGCAUGGUGAACAUCAACAAUGCCUACGCUACGCUCAACAUGUUCCACAAGGCGGGGGGUGUCCUACCCGGUGGCUCACGGCCGUCCUCCUCCAGCAGCAGCAACAACAGCAGUUAUGGGCAUGCGUACUAUACCACAAACGAUGAGCCGUACCACCCCUGGCAUGAAGAUCUUAACCCACUUGUUUACGAGAUGAUGUGGGACGAGAUGCGUCGCCAGGCAGAGAACGAGGCCUUCGCGCAGGCCGCCGCUCACGAAAACAAACGGCGCCACAACUACCAGCAAGGCACCGAGGCACCAAGAGGUGGACAGAAAAAGACGUAUGGGGAUAACCGCCGCCAUCCCAAAAGUGGCGGCAAGCCCCGAAAGACGACAACAUGGCCUGACGCUGAUUUACAGGCGAUGGUAAACAUGUACCAAGACGGAAAGAGUUUUGAUUUCAUUGCUAACGCGCUUGGAAAGCAGGCGUCUGACGUCAUUGCUGAGUUCAACCGCUGGAAUGACGACAAGAAACGUUCGUCACGACCGUCGCAGCGGCGUCCACGAGGGUAUUACUACGCCGAGUCCCCUGACUUUGAUUUUCCAGAUUUUGGCGACGACGUUGACGACGAUCCGUACGGCUACGGAUGUAGCGACGAGGGCGAGCACGUGGACCCAGAGGACGUUUUCUUCGACGGUGGUGCGAUUCCAUUCAGAGGUGGGCAUUACAUGAGCGGUCAGCGCCCGAGAUACGGCCACAACGGGAACCGCGGCGGCGGCGGUGGUGGUGGUGGUGGUGGAGCUUCUGCUGCUGCUCGUGGGAGGCACGGUUCGAACCGCCGCCAGUGGUGA
Trypanosoma grayi is the source of this 1065-nucleotide messenger RNA. RefSeq lists its product as hypothetical. NCBI's taxonomy places the organism in Eukaryota, Euglenozoa, Kinetoplastea, Trypanosomatida, Trypanosomatidae. The record is from RefSeq and is a predicted model, not a curated record. Bases 1 to 1065 code for a protein of 354 amino acids. The transcript has a single exon.